This is a messenger RNA of Bipolaris sorokiniana ND90Pr, 450 nucleotides long. RefSeq lists its product as uncharacterized. The coding region runs from base 29 to 262 and encodes 77 amino acids. The record is from RefSeq and is a predicted model, not a curated record. NCBI's taxonomy places the organism in Eukaryota, Fungi, Ascomycota, Dothideomycetes, Pleosporales, Pleosporaceae. The transcript is spliced from 2 exons.
UGUGUACUUAAAUGCCUCAAUCCACAUCAUGGGGACAGCCAAUGUCAAAAGACGGCUGGACAUACCCCAGCCAGUAUCGCACAAUCACCCCUCUGGACCAUUUGCUGAUCGAAGCUGGAUGCCGGAGACGCCAAACGCGCAUGACGCGUCUCGGAACAUGUUUCCCAUUGCCAUGAGGAUCUGCGUCUGCACCACGAUAAGUUCCGAACGGUGUGAACGGCUUCUUGGCGCGCGAUGUGGCAGUCUAUUGCAAUUACAGUAGAGACGCCAAUUGCUCAAGAAGGUCAAUGGCACGUUCCGACUCUGCGUCUUGAAUCUUUUCCUACAAUGAGCCAUACAUAACAGGCCAAGGAAAAGCUUGCUGCAUUUAUAUGCAGAAAGCACAAAGCUUGGCGAGUAGUCGGCAUGUGCGACAUGACUCUACCCACAUAUUAAGGAAAUAGCCACUGC